AUGCCAAUAGCUUGGCUAGAAGCUGACGCAGCAGCGGUCUUGCACGGGAUUCUGCGCAGUGGCCGCAAUGGCGGCAAGUGCGCCGAUGGCGUGAAUGGCAGCGCCACCCUCGGCGCGGCCGCCGCGGCGCUCGUGCGGGCCGACCUGAUGGGAUGGCAGUCGCAGUAUCAGCAGCAACAGGAGCAGCGGCAGGAGGAGCAGCAGCAGGAGCGGCGGCAGGAGCAGCCACAGGGCAACCACAUGCAAGCAGACGACAGGGAUGACGAGGGAGAGGAAGAAGACGACCUGGCGCCGGCCGCCUGGCGGCCGCCCCCGCCGCUGGCAGGCAGCGGCGCCGCCGGCAGCGGCAGCGCCGCCGACGGGGACGAGGAUGGGCACAGCCCUGGCGCAGGCGGGGCGCUGAUGGCGGCCGUGGCUGCGGGCGCGCCCGCGCCGCCUGGAUGGCUGACUUGGGCGGUGGACACGCGCAUCACUAAGACCGCCGUGAACCUCGGUGUGAAGAUCCCACGGGCCAUGCUUGAGUCAUGGUGGCCGGGCAGCGUGUUUGCGCUGCCGGUGCGGCUUUCGGUGCGGCUGGUUGCGGAUGGGCGCCCGUACGGCGAUGUGACGCCCGUCAACCUGCGCGCCGACCGCCGCUGGUCAAUGGGCCGCCAGCUCAAGUCGUUCCUAGGCGCCCGCAUCGUCCGCUAUGCGCGCCUCGCCACCGACCCCUCAAGCCUUGAAGUCCACAUCUCCACCGGCCACGACGCCGUCGCGGCCGCCGCAGCUGCCGCGGCCGCAGCGGCUGGCGCAGCCUCGGGCGCGCCGCGCGGGUGGCAGGCGUGGGGGAUCGGGCACGGCGUCAGCGGGGGGUGUGCAGCGGGCAGGGAUGACGACGACGAGGACGAUGAUGCCACCCAGGACCAGGCAAUGCAGGCGGAGCAUGGGGAGGAGUCCGAGCAGCUCGCGCUGGGGGCUGGGGCUGCAGUCGGCGCCGCCGCCGGGCCGGCGGCACACGCGCUGGCGCAGGCGCACCACGCCACGCACGUGAUGGCGGCGGCGGCGGCUCUGCUGCAGGACCAAGGAUCUGGGGCGCCGCCGCAGCUGCUGCACCAGCAGCAGCAGCAACAGCAGCAGGAGCAGCAGGAGCAGCAGCAGCACGAGGAGCAGCACGCGCCGCCAGUGGCGGCGGCGGCGGCGGACGACAUUGUCAGGGAGUUUUCAGGGACUGCGCCGCACUUUGCGCACCCGCAGGCGCAGCAGCUGCUCCAGCGGCCCUCAAACGGCGCCGACGACGGCGCGGGGGUGGAGUCGGCGGCGGCCAUCUUCUUGGCGGCCGUCAACGCGGCAAACUUGGCCGCGGCGAUCGAUGACGCGCGCGCCGCCGCGGCCGCGGGGCUGGGCUCAGGCGCGGCCGCGGCCGCGGCGCCCCAUCCGCCGCCGGCCGCAGGGGCGCCACUCGCCAGCUUGGCCGCCGCGGCCGACGCGGCCUGCCGCCAGCCGCUGGCCGCGAUCCGCGGCGGCGGCGGCAGCGGCAGCGGCAACGAGCGCCGCCGCGGCGGCGGCGGGGCUCGCGCAGCAGCUGCCGCGGCUGCCACCGCAGCGACGGCGGCGCCUGAGGACGGCCAGGCGGUCGCCGCGCGGCUGCGGGCGUUGCAGUUGCCGAGCAUCGCGCCGCCGCAUGUCGUGGACAAUGUGUUUGCCGUGUCCGGGGUUGUGGCCGCGGCGCGCGAGGCCUACCAAUCUGUCUAUCAGAUCGCCUUGGCCCUCGGCCUGCCCCCGCGCCGCCGCGUCGCGGCGUGCGCCGCGGCAAAGGCCGCGACGCGCGACGCUUUCGGGUGCGCGGCGUUCGUCAACGGCGACUUUUGGCUGCUGCGCGCUGCCUGCGGGCGCGGGGAUGUGGACGAGGUGCGGGCGUGGAUGGAGCAGCACGAGGGGGCUGCUGGUGCCGGCGGCGGCGGCGGCGGCGGCGACGGCGUGUGA
Molecule: messenger RNA, 1962 nt
Organism: Monoraphidium neglectum
Lineage: Eukaryota; Viridiplantae; Chlorophyta; Chlorophyceae; Sphaeropleales; Selenastraceae
Exons: 3
Coding region: 1-1962 (653 amino acids)
Biological process (GO): positive regulation of transcription by RNA polymerase II
Cellular component (GO): nucleus
Molecular function (GO): transcription coactivator activity
Source: RefSeq, a predicted model, not a curated record